Messenger RNA from Xenopus laevis (African clawed frog), 3859 nucleotides. It is a transcript of the gene atf2.L, whose product is annotated as activating transcription factor 2 L homeolog. Bases 277 to 1737 code for a protein of 486 amino acids. Gene Ontology annotation, cellular component: nucleus. NCBI's taxonomy places the organism in Eukaryota, Metazoa, Chordata, Amphibia, Anura, Pipidae. Gene Ontology annotation, biological process: regulation of DNA-templated transcription. Gene Ontology annotation, molecular function: DNA-binding transcription factor activity; sequence-specific DNA binding. The record is from RefSeq and is a predicted model, not a curated record. The transcript is spliced from 12 exons.
UUUGUAAGCACUGGAGGAUUGAAGCGCUCUCAGCCUUGCGGCACUGGUUGCCACGGUAGGACUGGGGUUGGGAAUGUGGAAGACGGGCAGAAUGCCAAGGCUUGUUAUGGCAGUGACCGCUCUGCUUGCCUGUGUCCUGUAACAUGGCGCCGCCGUAGGACGGACUCUGAAUGAGUACUGGAUACUGAGGUCCUGCUGGUGCUGAUAGACAAACAAGGAAGACGCCUAAUCACUCGAGCACAAGUACUGGCCAGGCAAUACAAGGACCUGAGGAAUAUGAGUGAUGACAAACCUUUUGUAUGCACUGCCCCCGGAUGUGGCCAGAGGUUUACUAAUGAGGACCAUUUGGCUGUACAUAAGCAUAAACAUGAGAUGACACUUAAGUUUGGACCUGCUCGGAAUGACAGUGUAAUAGUUGCAGAUCAAACACCAACGCCGACUCGUUUUUUAAAGAAUUGUGAAGAAGUUGGUUUGUUUAAUGAACUAGCAAGUCCAUUUGAAACUGACUUCAAAAAGGCCUCUGAUUAUGACAUAAAGAAGCUGCCCUUAGAUUUGUCUCCUCUUGUAACACCGGUUAUACGGAGCAAAAUUGAGGAGCCGGUUAUCGUAGAAACAACGCAUCAAGACAGUCCAUUACCUCACCCAGAGUCUACCACAAGUGAUGAAAAGGAAGUGCCAUUGCCCGCCGCACAACCAAUAUCUACCAUUGUACGCCCUGCGUCUCUUCAGGUUCCUAAUGUGCUGCUUACAAAUACAGAUUCAAGUGUCAUUAUUCAACCAGCAAUACCUUCACCAACAUCCAGCACUGUAAUCACGCAAGCCCCUCCCGCUAACAGACCAAUAGCACCAGUUCCAGCUCCUUUUCCUCUAUUGUUACAUCUUCCUAAUGGACAAACCAUGCCUGUUGCUAUUCCUGCCUCAAUCACAAAUUCCAAUGUACACAUACCUGCUUCAGUCCCACUCGUUAGACCAGUCACCGUGGUGCCUACUAUACCAGGGAUCCCAGGUCCUGCUUCCCCACAGCCUGUCCAGUCUGAGGCAAAACUGAGACUUAAAGCUGCUUUGACUCAGCAGCAGAAUCCUCAGGUAACAAACGGUGAUGCAACAAAAGGACAAGGCAGCGGAACUGCAAGAAGUCGGCCAGAGGAGGUUCAGCUUCAAUCACUGCAGCAGCCUGCAACAUCCACUACAGAAACACCGGCUUCCCCUGUUCCCCCCGCUCCACAAACUCAAAGCACAGGGGGGCGCCGGAGAAAAGCAGCAAGCGAUGACCCAGAUGAAAAAAGGAGGAAGUUUUUAGAACGGAACCGCGCAGCUGCUUCGAGGUGCAGGCAGAAGCGAAAAGUUUGGGUGCAGUCUCUAGAAAAGAAAGCCGAGGACCUUGGUUCUUUCAAUGGGCAGCUACAGAAUGAAGUCACCCUGCUGAGAAAUGAAGUGGCGCAGCUGAAACAGCUUCUUCUGGCUCAUAAAGAUUGCCCUGUAACCGCGAUGCAGAAGAAAUCUGGCUAUCAUAAUGCUGAAAAAGAUGAGAGCUCAGAAGAUCUCUCAGUGCCUAGCAGCCCUCAGAUGGAAGCGAUACAGCACAGCUCAGUCAGCACUUCCAAUGGAGUCAGCUCAACGUCUAUGGCAGAAGCAAUAGCCACAUCAGUUCUCACCCAGAUGGCAGACCAGAGUACAGAACCAGCAGUCUCUGAAGUUGUAAUGACUCCGCCUCCUGCCCAGUCAUCAGGAAGUUGAUCAAAACAUCUUUGUAGCACUAGGUCUUAGUAGUCACCAAUGACUUUAGGGGGGCAAACCAUUGGAAGGCCAAUCUUUAUUUUGAAGGUUGCAAAAGCCUAAAAAAAUGUUUUGUUUUUUGUUUUUCUUUUUGUGUUUUUUUUAAUUUAACAAUAACCACUGAAGAGCGGGUCCUACUCUUGUCCAGAAAGAUUAUUCUUCUUUUUGGAUAAAGUAUGCACUGGUCUCUUUCCCUAAACUCACAGUUGCAGGAGACAAUGUAUGGCAAUGUGAUCCUCUUGUUUUAGGAGAUAUCACAUUGACUUUUUUGAAUCUCAUUGUAGAGGUUGUGCUAUGAAUGCAUCGUGACAUUUAUACCAAAGUUCUGCAUAGUCCCUUGUGACCUUCUCGACAAGGUCAUAAUGCACUAGGCAGGAGAGAAGAAAGAUCUUUUUGCUUUUAAUAUUUUUGCCUUUAUUUUGCACAUUUGAAGGAGGAGACUCUUGGGGGGAGAAUUUCCUAUAAAUUAUAUAUAUAUUUGUUUUGUGUUUCGUUUAAUUUUCUUAUGUUUGUUUGAAACUGCACAAGUUAUACAAUUUCAUAAACUUCCUACAGAUCGGUCACCUCACUUCAAAACUGUAAUAUACCGAAAAGGAAACACGUUUGCUUUUUAUUUGCAAAAAAUGUAGUAAAAGUGCAAUUCUUUCAUUUUAGUGCUUUAUUUGGGCGUGCCUACCUAAAAUAGUGAAAACCCAUACUGUGCAGUGUUAGUUGGCUAGUACUGAGUAGAAUAGGUUUUUGAACUUUUGCAUAUUUAUGUGCUUCACUAGUGUCCCAAUCUGCUGUUUACCAUGAGGGACGACUGCCAGUAAAGCCUAAAAAUAAUUAAAAAAACCCAUCAUACAAACGCCAACAUCGGACAACUCAAAACAUAUUUUUGUCAUUGUAUUUGCGAGCUACCUUGUACUUAACUAUUGUGUAAGCAGCGUCAUAUUUCAGUAGCAAAAUUUUGAUACCUUUCUUGUGAAGAAACAAAUCAGUAUAUAUAUAUAUAUAUCUUGCAAAGGUUAAUAUAAUGUGAGUGUGCGUCCAGGGUAGCGGAUUGGUGAAAAUGGAUCAGUAGGGGGCGAGAAUGGAUCAGUAGUUUUCCAGCAAACUAUUUUGAAUGUUUUAAAGAUGCCUUCAAUGUUCCGCUGGUUUAUAGCAGAUUGUGGGUUAUACAAUAAAAAUGUGUGUGUUAUUUGAUAACUAACAUUCCAUGAUGUUUAUGAGAGUGGAGCUGAUUGUAGGGUACACAUUCUCACUAUCCACUUGUCUGCAGGAUAUUGAAUCUUCUCAAUGUGCCAUUGUCUAUUCUGAUUCAAAAUGCAAUAUUUCAAGUAGUUUCACUAUAGUAAAUCAAGUGUUUACAUGGUUGUAGUACCACAUCUCUUUUACAGGAUUUAAAAGCUUAUUUGCAACAACGGUCAUUUUUUUUUUUUUGUUUCCCCGUCUAUAACCCCAAACACUCACAAAUUACUUAUCAAAUAAAUAUAUAUAUUUUAAGCUAAAUGAAAUAAUUUAUUGGGUAUUUUAGACUGAAUAAAAAAAAGUAAAAAAAAAAAAUAAAGUCCAUCCGUCAUGUUCUAUGAAGCUGUCAGUAGACAAAUUAAUCAGAAAUGAUCUUAUUUGAAGACAAUGCACUACAUUUUCUUUUUUACAAUCCCUGACAGUGAUAUUCAGCACAUUUUUCGGGGGUUAAACACGGAUGUGGUACAAAAUGUGAAUUCUGCAGGAAAGCGUUGGCUUUGUGUUAAACGGGGGUCUGCAAUUAACACAUCAUUAGAAGGAAAAAUAAUGCAAAGAAUGUUUGUUUUUAUUUAUACAUUUCAAUGUUUUUUAAAUUCUGAAAUUUCAACUUGUAAAUGAAUCUCGUGACUUGUAAGUAUGAAGAGAAAAUGUUCAUGGUGAAUGAUUAAUGAUUAUGUUAUAUAAAAAAAAUGGAAAUGUGUUCAGCCAAUGUACGAAACUGAAUGGUUAUACAAUCUCCAGUCUGUAUGUCACACUUUAGGUCUUUGGAUUUAGCAUUUCACAGACUGUUUCAUCUCCAGUACAGUUUGCAUGAGGAAAUCAUGUAUGAAAUAAAAUCUAUUAUUUAACUUUG